Messenger RNA from Mycena indigotica, 1038 nucleotides. RefSeq lists its product as uncharacterized. The record is from RefSeq and is a predicted model, not a curated record. Bases 1 to 1038 code for a protein of 345 amino acids. NCBI's taxonomy places the organism in Eukaryota, Fungi, Basidiomycota, Agaricomycetes, Agaricales, Mycenaceae. The transcript is spliced from 11 exons.
AUGCUAACGACUGUGGGAUUGCUGCUUUCCUUGUCCCUGCCCUCUCUCGCGGCGGCGCCCACCUACAGCGCGACAUACCUGCCGUCGAACCUGCCUGACCAUACAGAGGAAGGCCAAACCGGGACGAAUCGAUGUGGGACGGUGGCAAACCAGACUUCUAUGUGCCAGAAUGCCUACAUGAAUGCAGUGGACGACUGGUGUGUGUGGGCGCCGCCCCAGCCGGGGCCAGGCUCAGGUAUCGGUGAGACAGAGCGCGUUGAGGUUUCGUGGUGUCUGAAGGACGGCUACGGCACACGACUGAUACCAGACGGCGCGGUGACGGGCGCUCAUUGGAUCGUCACGCCCGACUUUGUUCAAGUCACCGGCGCUGUCGAUAUGACCAAGCUGAAUGUCCCUGCAGGCGAUGAAGGAGGCGAGCUGGAUCCCCAUGGCGCAGACGGAAACGGAAACCCUGUCGGCGGAGUUGUCUUCUCGAGCGCAUUCGGCCAGCUUCAGCAAAUCUUCGAGUGGACAAACUUCAUGGACGGCCAGCUGUUCUGCUUCCGGGCCUGCAACCCCAAAGGACCAAAUGCACCAGGCUACUGCCAACACAUCUACGAUGUCAUGGGAUGCCAAUGGAACAUGCCAGGCAACUACGAUGCAGGCUUUACCAGCUGUCAAGCAGAUAGCGGGGAGCCUAUGGGUGUUUACGGGGGCUCUACGUGGCAUCAGGGCGACGGCGCCACCCCUGCCGCGCAUCCAGCCCCAGCAACAAGGGCCUGUACCACCCUGUCUACCGUCGGGAACGGCCAGGCGGUCCAGACUUCCGGUCCUGCCAGCGGUCUGAGCUCUGUGCCUGCGCCCACCGGAGGUCCGAGCGGCAGGUCGACCGGUGUUGCGCCGUCUGGGUCAAAAGCUACCUCAUCAAGUCGCCCCAAUCCGUCAGCAAGCGGCGGGGCCCCCAACUUGGCCGUUCGUGGUGCUGGCCUGGAUUUUACCUUUUUGAGCACCGCGUUUGUUGUGGUCUCUGCCUUUGUCGGCGCGUUGAUGGUGCUGUGA